Molecule: messenger RNA, 2067 nt
Organism: Tetrahymena thermophila SB210
Lineage: Eukaryota; Ciliophora; Oligohymenophorea; Hymenostomatida; Tetrahymenidae
Exons: 3
Molecular function (GO): protein binding
Source: RefSeq, a predicted model, not a curated record
AUGAGAAGAAAGAAAGAAUUAGAGAGAGAUGAGAAAGGAUAUACUAUCAUGUCCAAGAAUAACUUAAAGAUUAUUUGCGAGAACGAUGAACUUUAUGAAUUUCCAGAUUUGAAUGAAAAGCUUUACUUGCAGUUUAAAGGGUUCCAUAAAAUAGAAAACCUUGAUGAAUAUGUGAAUUUGAAAGCUAUAUGGUUUAACAAUAAUGGCAUUUCCAAAAUAGAAAAUUUGACUAAUUAGACUUUUUUGAUUUCUCUAUUUUUAAACAACAAUCUAAUUCCCAAGAUUGAAAAUAUUUCUCACCUUUAAAACCUAUAGACAUUGAAUUUAUCUCACAAUAGAAUUUCUAAAAUUGAGAAUCUUUCAGCUUUGAAAAGACUUGGUAAUUUAGAUCUCUCUUCUAAUAUUAUAUAGGAUUAUGAUGGUUUAAUUGGGCUAUUAGAAUGCCCUUCUCUGACUAAUGUUGAUAUAAGUAAUAAUUUGAUCGAGCAUGAUGAUAGAAUUUUAGAUAUUUUCAUUUAGAUGCCCAUAUUAGCAUGUUUGUAUUUAAGAAAUAAUCCUUGUGUUAGGGAAUUUAAGAAUUACAGAAAGCGUUUGAUUGGCUACAUCUCUACAUUAAAAUAUCUUGAUGAUAGACCUGUUUUUAUAAACGAGAGAAGAGUAGCAGAAGCGUGGAUUAAAGAUGGUAGAGAUGGUGAAAUGAAUGAAAGGAAUGCUAUAAUUAGAGAAAGAGAUUCAAGAAAUUAGAAAACUUUUGAAGAAACAGUUGAAAUGAAUGAAUAAAUAAAGAAGAAAAGAAGGAAUGUCUUCAUGAAAGCUUAAGAAGAUUACAAAAAAGAAGUUGAAAGAAUACAAAGAGUUAUCUAAAAAUGCAAAGAUGAAAAUAAACCUGCUUAUUACAUAGAGCUUUUAGAAAGAGAUCUUGAGAUAGAGAAGUAGAAGAUAAAAGACAUGGAAGAAAAUUUAGACAAUAUAAAUGUUGCUGAUAACUUUAAUGUUGUUAGAUCUUUUUCAUGUACUUAUAAUGAAGAUGGUUCCGUUUCAAUCUGGAAUAAAACAGAGGAGCAAGUUGCAGAAAUUAAGAAGCGAUUCUUUGAUAACCCUGAUGUGCAAAGAACAAGAACGAGAGAAGAGUUAGAAGAGGAAAGGAGAUUAUAGAGAGAAGAAUAGCUAAGGCAAAAGUAAGAUGAAGAGUAAAGAUAAAGAGAGUUGUAAAAAAAGCAAGAAGAAAGAGAUGAAGAAGAGAGAAGACAAAAAGAAUUUAUAGAUUAUUCAAAGCAAUGGAAGACAUUUAUGUUAGCAGAUAAAGAAAAGGAAGAAAAAGAAAGAAAAUAAUAAGAAGAAUACAAAUAAAUGUCCAAUCCCCAAUUCUAGAGCAUCAAAUAAUUGCGAUAAAGAUGGAUUGAUGGUGAUUAUGAUUAGUUACUUGAAACUUUACUCCUAAGCUAUGUUUUUGACUUUGAAAGAGCCUCAAUUGAGUUUAACAAAAUCGUAUCUGAAGUUAUGAUACGCUUAUAAAAGCAGUUCCAACCAUUUUCUUCAGACGAUUUGAGGCAGAUUUGGACUUAUAUUGAAGUUAACAAAUUUAGAAAAAACAGAACAAAUGAAGAAUAUCAAAGAAUACAAGAAUAAUAAAAAAAUUAGGAUAAAAUAGAUGAGUAAAAGCAAAAGGAAAAAGAGUAAGAAUCUCAUAAUUAACAGCAAGAAUAAUAAGAAAGCUAGAUAAAUAAUAAAGAAAUAUAAUAAGCUAUUAGCAAUAUAGAGUCUUCACCUGAAAGUGAAAAUAACAAUAGUUUUAAUAUAAUCUAGUCAUAAACUAAUGAGUCUAAUUAAAGAGAAAAAGAGAGUAGUUUAUUCGUCAAUGCUCGUAAAGAAAUAGACGAGUUAAAAAAGCAUGUAGCGAUCAAUGAUUAAGAUUCUAACAAUCUCUCAAAUACUUCUUGGGAAAAGAUAAACAAAGAGUAAAGCAGCGAAAAUUUGGAAAGCCAAAACAAAUAGAAGGAAGAUUCAACCUCUUAGCUAUUCAAAAAAAUAGAUGACAAUGCUUUAGAUUUAGAUGGAUUAGAUUGA